Messenger RNA from Trichosporon asahii var. asahii CBS 2479, 630 nucleotides. RefSeq lists its product as uncharacterized. Lineage: Eukaryota; Fungi; Basidiomycota; Tremellomycetes; Trichosporonales; Trichosporonaceae. The transcript has 2 exons. Bases 1 to 630 code for a protein of 209 amino acids. The record is from RefSeq and is a predicted model, not a curated record.
AUGCCAGCGUACGAGAAUGAAAUUCUUCUGCAACAAUCACCCCCGCGGGUCCCCUUUGAUCGCGAGCCCGGUACACACGGCACACGCUCCCCCGCCCUUCCCAUCUGUGCACGCCCUCCUCUCUGUGCACUCACCACGCAGCGCCCAUUAGGCACUGUUCCAGGGUCAACGACAGAGUGCGCAAGGACAGAGCGGACAGAGCGGGCAGAGCGGACACAUGCUCCGUUUAGCUCAGCGAGCUCACCCUCGACGCAACAUCUGGCCGCCGCACCAGCCGUACCACCAGCCGUACCAACAUCCGUACCUGGGCAGAGCCAGCUGCCUCCCAGGUCCACAGGUCCCAAGCCACAUAUCGGCCACCGCAUCAUUCAUUGCUCAUCACCCCUGCCCUUCCUUCCCUCCCGACCAGCCCAAGCUCCCCUCGGUGCUUCGGCCCAGCAUACCGAUACCGCCGCCAAGCUCCUGGUCCUGCACUCAAGGUACCGUGUUCCACAUAUCUCCUCUGUCACCAACGACCGACCCGACCGACCUUUUGGUCGCUCGCUCGCUGCCUCCUUGGCCUUUUUCUUCCCUCUUCCUUCUCAAUUGCUUCGACCACCUCGUCUCUUUCACACCUCGCCUCACUCGUGA